Molecule: messenger RNA, 3203 nt
Organism: Somion occarium
Lineage: Eukaryota; Fungi; Basidiomycota; Agaricomycetes; Polyporales; Cerrenaceae
Source: the annotation of a GenBank genome assembly
ACCUUUAGUCCCUUGCCACCGUGGCCAAGCUAGUCAGGAGGGAGUCCGUCGUCGAGAGCAGUGCGCGGAGCGCUUUAUAGCUGGAGGACCGAGCGUAUAUCGCGGCCGUCCAUGUGAUUCGUUUCGGAAAACGAGCGAGCGACGACCGUACAGCUUCGACGCGUCGCGUUUCUUCCACCGCGUCGGCUUUCAUCAAGCGAUAUCGGCUUCUUCAACCGCAUGCAUCAGGAGUCCAAUUCCAAUCCAAAAUAUCCAAUUCAACUUCAAUUCAACUAAGGGUGACUGCGGUGACAUUGAAAAUGCAUAAAGUGAGUCAACCCUCUUGGUUUUAUGUAAAGCAGGUGGGGCAACAGUCCUCGAGGUGCUAAAGUCUAUGCACGGAACUCGCUGCCUUUCGUUCAAUCUGAGCUGCAAUUAUGUCCUAGGCGAAGUUAUCUACAUCUACUUUCUUCUUUCAAACACCCCAUAAGCUCUCCCUCCAAUAGUCCACGUAUCGAACCCUCGAUUCUCGUUAACUGCUGGAAGAAGAGCACAAUAUGGCAAACCAUAUGCGCAUCUCUGUCGCUACUAACCAUUUCGAAGUCACACGUCUCCCGACUGCCGCGUUUUAUCAAUAUGACGGUGCAAAUAUCUCCCGAGAUACCAAGCAAGUUUUCUCGUCGCGCCCGCGAAGUCAUCAACCAGCUCCAGACGGAGCAUGCCUCCCACUUCACCCCUCGUGCGGUCUACGAUGGUGGCGCUAUUUUGUAUUCGACUCAUCGCGAUAUUCCGACACAGGUGUUCACUGUCCAAUUCAGCCCACGCCUUCUCCACCAAGUCCGAUUCACUCCAGUCAAACAGGUUGAUCCUAACGCCCUUCGCAGCGCAGUGGCGAACAAAGGCCGUAUCGACAUUAGUGUCGUCACUCUAUUACAGCUCAUCGUGAGGCAAGCGCCAUCCAUACGUCAUGUCAACGCUGUGCGAGCUCGCUCAUUCUAUAGUAAUAAAGGCGAGAGGGAUAUUGGUGGAGGACUUGUCGCUUGGCAUGGGUUCUUCCAGUCCAUUCGACCAACAAUGAACAAGAUUGUGAUCAAUAUUGAUACCACGACAGCGCCAAUGUACAAACCAGGUCCCCUUAUUCAGGUCGCGGUCGAAUUCCUCACUGACGGCGGGAAUACCCAGCCCAAGAAUAUUAGAUACCUGGAGGCACUCACUCCUGACUCUGUCGAUUGGAGAAAACUCGAGAGAUUUUUGAAGGGUGUACGUAUCACGACCACUCUCCCUUCUGCUUCCAAAUGGAAGAGAGGCACUGGCAAGUCCAUCAAGGGUCUAGUUUCUCAGGCUGGGUUGUAUGAGUUCAACAAGGAUGGAAGGCCCAUGACUGUCCAGCAAUACCUCCGAGAGCAGUAUAACACAAGGACAAACUAUCCCAGGAUGUUCGGCAUCAAACUCAACAAGGAUGCUGUCAUUCCUGCAGAAUACUGUGAAAUUCUUCUGGGCCAAUUCUUCAAGAAGAAUCUUGUGGAGAGCCAGAGAACAGCAAUGGUCAAGAUGUCCACCAGAAAGCCAAUAGAUAGGCUUAACACCAUUCAAGGGGCUGUUGCUGGUCAGGAUCAAUUAUUUGACUAUGCUUCUUCAGACUUUAUGCAAGCAGUUGGCAUGCAAGUCUCCACUACACCUAUCACUAUUCAAGGCCAGGUGAUACCUUCUCCUGAAAUCCAGUUCAAGAAGGGAACUCCUUCUCUUAGAAUCAGGGAGGGUAAAUGGAAUGUUAGGGGUGAUAUUCAACUUGCUCUUCCAGGAAGGAUCUUCAGCUGGGCUGUUAUCUACUUUGAUCAGAAUGCAUCCAGGCCUGUUUUAGAAGGCUUUAUCACUAAGCUGCAUGGGAACCUCUUACAGAGAGGCAUUGCUAUCAACCCUGCCUAUGUACCUGGUCCCAACUUUCCUAUUCAGAUUGGAAAUCCUCAUCAGGUUUCACAGUCUUUGGAGAGUCUACUUGCUCAGGCAUCUUCUUCAGAUAAAAAUAGUGGAAGGUCUAUACCACCCACCAUCAUUGUGGUCAUCCUUCCAUCUUCUGCUGCUCAGAUCAAGAAACAGGUCAAGUACUGGGGUACUGUGACCAAGAGUGUAGCAACUCAGUGUGUGAAAGCUGGCAAGUAUGAGAAAGCAAAUGACCAGUAUCUGAACAAUGUGGCAUUGAAGAUUAAUGCAAAAAUUGGGGGUGUGAACUGUUAUGUUCCAUUGACAGAGAAGCUCUUGACUAAGACCAUAGUUGUUGGAUGUGAUGUUUCUCAUCCUGCACCUAGUGUAGACAACAGACCUUCCAUUGCUAGUCUUGUUGCUUCUGUGGAUGACAAGGCCACUGUAUAUACUGCUCAAAUUCAAGUACAAGAGCCUCAUGUUGAGAUCAUCCAGAAUCUCAGGGAUAUGGUUUGGGAGGCCAUCAAGGACUAUGGUCAAAAAUACAAUUUCAAGCAAACCUUGGAUCAUCUCAUUGUCUUCAGAGAUGGUGUGUCUGAAGGAGAAUAUGACCAAGUCAGUCAGCAAGAGAUUGGACAGAUUGAAGUUGCUCUGAAGAGGCUUGCUGCUGAAGCUAAGAUGCCUCAGUUGCCAAAGCUCACAUUUAUCAUAGUAACCAAGAGGCACCAUGUUCGCUUCUUCCCACAAUCUCCGCAAGGAGCAGAUUCAUCAGGAAACUGCCUGCCUGGAUUGGUUGUUGACAAGGAAUUGAACCAAGGAAGGGAUUUCUAUCUCCAGUCUCACAGUGGCAUUAUUGGCACAAGCAGGCCUAGUCAUUACAUUGUUCUAAGAAAUGACAUGAAUUGGAGCAUUCAACAAAUCCAGGAACUCUCUUACUACUUGUGUCAUGUGUAUGCUUCUGCAACCAGGGCAGUUUCCUUCCCUGCACCUGUGUACUAUGCUGAUCUGGUGUGCGCGAAGGCGGAAUAUCAUAUUGACCCUUCUCAAUGUGACCAGCUUGACAACGCAUCCACUGCCGUCAGCGGCGGCGAGUUCCCAUUGAAAGAAUGGCAACGAGCCGUCAGGCCAAGCGGAAUCCGACGUAGUUUGUACUUCCUUUAAUCCCCUGACCCUACUUGAAGCUUGAAGCUCUAUAGCGUACAUUGCUCGCAGUCCCUGUAUGUUUUAUGUUGUAUGCCACCCCCUCUUGUAUUGUCCCAUGCCAUAUGCACUACUAGAGUUAUGUGACUCCAUGUUCUUCUAUG